Tachysurus vachellii is the source of this 1672-nucleotide messenger RNA. RefSeq names its product sialoadhesin-like. The transcript is spliced from 11 exons. Bases 225 to 1391 code for a protein of 388 amino acids. The record is from RefSeq and is a predicted model, not a curated record. Lineage: Eukaryota; Metazoa; Chordata; Actinopteri; Siluriformes; Bagridae.
AACCAGCUAGCAUGAUUACACACAGGAUGUGCUGGGCAUGAAGUGACUUCAGCAGAAAGAGAAGGAAGACAACAGCAACACUUGUUAAUCGCACACACUCCUCUUCACACUUUAUUUUCUGCUCAGUUGUCAGACACAAGAGUCUAAAAGUCACGUUUGUAUAUAGAAUCUUUAUAGAAGAAUGAUGUCCCUUAAACCAUCUUCUCUGUCUGAUCUUUGUCCUCAUGAUCACAGCUCUUGGGAAUAAAUGGAGUGUGAAAUACAGCCAACUUAGUCUCUGUGCUUUAAAAGGAUCUACAGUGAUUAUGAACGUCACUUACACACACCCACCAGGUCUUACAGUGACAAAGAGGUUUUGGGUAAUAAACCCAAUUAAGGGUAAAGAGUGGACUGAUCUGUAUAAUGAACCACGUUACUCAGGAAGAGUGAUGUAUUUAACAGAUGUACAGAAUCACUUCCCCCUCAGACUGAGUGAUGUGAAGAAAACAGAUGAACAGAUGUACUACUUCAUAAUCAGAACAAAUGAAGGGAAAGAAAGAUACCUGUGUAAACCUGGAGUUACAGUCAGUGUUACAGAUCUUGAUCUUCAGAUCGCUCCUGCAGAAGUGACAGAAGGACAAUCAGUCGUUCUGACCUGUAAAACCACCUGCAAUCUGACUGAUCCAACAUUCAUCUGGUACAAAAACAGCAGAAAUUUAAUCACAAAUACAAAGAAGAACAAUGAAGUCCAUCUGCAGUCGGUCAGCAGUGAGGAUGCAGGCAGUUAUAGCUGUGCUGUAAGAGGAUAUGAACAUCUCCACUCUCCUGAUCAAACUCUCAGAGUUAGAUAUCGUCCAAAGAAUGUCUCAGUGUCCAUCAGUCCCUCUGGUGAGAUAGUGGAGGGCAGUUCAGUGACUCUGACCUGUAGCAGUGAUGCUAACCCACCUGUACAGAGCUACACCUGGUUUAAGGUGAAUGAAUCAUCACCUGUAGGAUCUGGACAGAGUUACAGAGCUGUACCGAGUGGACAGUAUUACUGUGAGGCUCAGAAUAAACACGGCUCUGAGAGAUCAGCUGCAGUGUCUGUCACUAUUAAUGCAGGUACUGUGAUUGUGAUUGUGUAUGUGUCUGUUGGACUUGGACUUUUUGGGCUUGCAGCUUUCCUCUCUGCACUUUUCUGGCUGAGAAGCAAGAGACAGAAGAAGAAGGUAGAUAAAGGUGACAAUCAGAACACUGGGCCGAGUGCUAAAGAUGACACGUAUGCAGCUCUAGACUCCACAAGCCAGGCAGUUGAUGAUGUGUAUCACACACUUGCAAUUUUUCAUCCCAGUCCUCCUGCUGACUUGCCCACAUCCUCUGACUAUGAGAAUAUUGCAGUGAGCAUUUUGAUCCCAAAACCACCACUAGAUUAAAUACUAAUUUAAUAAUAAAUGUUUUAUAUGAAAAUGUGCUACAAUACAAUGAGGCUGACUCUGUGUGAAUCCUGAGACAUCUAGAGAUCUACCAGCUCCAGUUAGACUUUUACAUCAAUACAACAUUUGCUUGCCUGUAGAUUUAUAAUCACACCCCCAGUGUCACCCAGAUGAGGAUGAGGUUCCCCUUUGAGUCUGGUUCCUCUCAAGGUUUCUUCAUUUACCAUCUAAGGGAGUUUUUCCUCCCCACAGUCACCUGAGUCACCUCAGACUUGCUCAUU